CAGGCGGCAGCUGGGCCCUCCCCCGGCGCCUGCAGCCUCCCGGAUCCCGCCCCUGCCUCGCUCCCGCCCGCCGCAGCCGCCCGCCCGCGGAUCCCGGAGCCGCCGGCCCCCGCAGAGGACCGACUGCCCAGACUGCGGGUCCCGGGGCUCCCUGGGCGGGGCCGAUCCCAGGGAGCCCCCCUGACUGCCUCCCAGAGCAGGGUGGGGAAAGGGAUCUUAGCCCGCCGCCGCCUCCGAGCGGGCCGCCAGAUUUUAUUUUCAGGUAAUCUCUACACCCAACGCGGGGCUCAAACUCACAACCUCGAGAUCAAGAGUCGCAGGCUCCACCGAAGGAGCCAGCCAGGCGCCCCAAUGGCAGAGAAUUUGUUGUUGCUGUUCAGCACGUGUGGUCACCAUGAAGUGAGCCAUCGUGUCAUCGACCACAAUCUCAAGGAUUCCGGCGGCCUGAGAUGGGCGCCCGGCCUUCGCGGCGGCGGCUGCCCGCGGACCAGCCCAUAGCCUUGGACGCGCUGCCCCCGGAGCUGCUCGUGCAGGUGCUGAGCCACGUGCCGCCGCGCGCAUUAGUGACGCGCUGCCGCGCAGUGUGCCGCGCCUGGCGCGACGUGGUGGACGGGCCCACCGUGUGGCUGCUGCAGCUAGCCCGCGACCGCAGCGCCGAGGGCCGCGCACUCUACGCCGUGGCCCAGCGUUGCCCGCCCAACAACGAGGACGAGGAGUUCCCGCUCUGCGCCCUGGCGCGUUACUGCCUGCGCGCACCCCUCGGCCGCAACCUCAUCUUCAACUCCUGCGGAGAGCAGGGCUUCAGAGGCUGGGAGGUGGAGCACGGCGGGAAUGGCUGGGCCGUGGAAAAGAACCUAACACUGGUGCCGGGGGCUCCUUCCCAGACCUGCUUCGUGACUUCUUUCCAAUGGUGCUUCAAGAGGCAGCUUGUGGACUUGGUGAUGGAGGGGGUGUGGCAGGAGCUGCUGGACAGCGCCCAGAUCGAGAUCUGUGUGGCCGACUGGGUGGGUGUGUGCGACCCUCACCCAAGUGCAGGGAGGCUUAGUCCUCAGCCUCCCUCUCCCCGCCCCAGAGACCGGGUGGGUGGCGGGGACAUCAAGGCUCACCACGACCUGGCAGGUGGGGUGCCCGCGAGAACUGUGGCUGCAUCUACCGGCUCCGGGUCCGCCUCCUGGACGUGUACGAACACGAAGUGGUCAAGUUCUCGGCCUCCCCCAACCCGGUCCUUCAGUGGACUGAGAGAGGCUGCCGACAGGUGUCUCAUGUCUUCACCAACUUUGGCAAGGGCAUCCGAUACGUGUCUUUCGAGCAGUAUGGGAGGGACACGCGUUCCUGGGUAGGGCACUACGGCGCCCUCGUGACCCACUCCAGUGUGAGGGUCAGGGUCCGCCUGUCCUAGCCGACCAGCCUGAGCCAGCCUUCCAGAGUGUACUGCCGUCUGCCAGACGUCAUCAGUCAAAGACAGCUUUGCAGUCGGGAGCCGGAUGCCUGUGGACAGUGAGGGUCCCGUGUGGCCCAUUCCUGGCACACCUCCAGUGAACCCCACUUGCUGCUGCUUCAGCACGGUGUCACACAUGCUGUGCAAGAAACCAGGGACCUAGGGCGCCUGGGUGGCUCAGUAGGUUGAGUGUCUGCCUCUUGAUCUCAGCUCAAGACGUGACCUCGUGGUUUGUGAGAUCGAGCCCUGUGUCGGGUUCCGCGCGGACAGUGCAGAGCCUGCUUGGGAUUCUCUCUCCCUC
Molecule: messenger RNA, 1739 nt
Organism: Felis catus (domestic cat)
Lineage: Eukaryota; Metazoa; Chordata; Mammalia; Carnivora; Felidae
Gene: FBXO17
Product: F-box protein 17
Exons: 7
Coding region: 450-1340 (296 amino acids)
Biological process (GO): glycoprotein catabolic process; SCF-dependent proteasomal ubiquitin-dependent protein catabolic process
Cellular component (GO): cytoplasm; SCF ubiquitin ligase complex
Molecular function (GO): ubiquitin protein ligase activity; protein binding
Source: RefSeq, a predicted model, not a curated record